AUGGCGUCCUUGGUGGCCAUUGCUCUCCUAGUCGCCUUCCUCAUGCCAGUCAUCGUUUACUUGCUCACAAGGCCCCCCAACAAGAAGCUGUUGCCGGGCAAACUGCCCCUGGGCUCACUGGGCCUGCCGAUGAUCGGGCAGAGCCUGGGUCUGCUGCACGUGAUGUGGAGCAACAAUGGCGAGCGGUGGCUGCAGGACCGCGUCGACCGGUACGGCCCCGUGUCGAAGCUGUCGCUGUUUGGCGUCCCGACGGUGUUCGUGACGGGCCCCGCCGCGAACAAGCUCGUGUUCACGAGCGACGCGCUGGCACCGAAGCAGCCCCGCCUACGCGUCAAGGAUGGCGGCGGCGGCGGCGGCGAGCGGCUGCUGACGGACGAGGAGAUCGUGGACAACGCCAUGGUCAUCCUCGUCGCCGGCCAUGACACGUCAUCCAUGCUCAUGACCUUCAUGAUCCGCCACCUCGUGGGCGAUCCUGCAACCUUCGCCGCCAUGGUUCAAGAGCAUGAUGAGAUCGCCAAGAACAAGGCCAACGGUGAGGUGCUAACAUGGGAGGACCUGCACGACAUGCAGUUCACCUGGCACGUGGCCCUGGAGAUGCUGCGGAUGAUCCCUCCCAUCUUCGGCAGCUUCCAGCGAGCGCUGGAGGACAUUGAGUUCGACGGCUACUGCAUCCCCAAGGGGUGGUAG
Miscanthus lutarioriparius is the source of this 687-nucleotide messenger RNA. The record is from the annotation of a GenBank genome assembly. NCBI's taxonomy places the organism in Eukaryota, Viridiplantae, Streptophyta, Magnoliopsida, Poales, Poaceae.